AUGAGGCUCUCAUCCGUGGUGGGCGCGAUCCUCGCCCUAUGCACCGGAGUGCUCGGGGCAGCAGAGUCGAAUCUCACAGAACGUCGCUCCACGCAAAAGAUCCUAACAGGCGACUUCAAACCUCCCCAAGUAUUCGAGAACACCAACCUCGUUCGGACCAUCAACCUCGAGAAAGGCUACGUGAGAGAGACGACCAAUGUGCUCGUCACCAACACGGACAAGUCACCACAGUCGGAAUACUAUGUCCCCUUUGAAUAUGACCUGAUGGGCAAGAUUGGCGGGUUUGACGCCCGGGACAAGAAGAGGCCAGAAUUUCCAUUGGAGGUCACCAUCGCUGCGCUGUCUGCUGUGUUGGACGAUCAGGGCGGAGCCUCAAAGCCUACUCAAUACUAUGUCAUCCACCUCUCGGAACCGCUGCCACCCAGAAGCACCGUCACUCUCUCAAUCUCAUGGAAUGUGCUGGGUGUUCUUUCGCCUUUGCCUGCGUCUAUCAGACAGGAAGACAAGCAAUACCUCAUCUACAAUUUCUCCGCCUACGUCCCCACCGUCUACAAGACUGUUAAACAGAAAACAAAAGUAAAGUUUCCCUCUGCAGAUGUCCCCGAAUACAGCACCACGACCGGCUUGACAUCAGCCACCGAUCCAGAAAAGCAAGGGUCCUCGUUCACAUAUGGUCCAUACGAUACAGCCAAGAUCGAGCCAGGCACAGCCUAUCCGGUGACUGUCCGCUACGAAUUCAACAAGCCCCUGCUUGUAUGCAGCCUCCUCGAACGAGAUGUUGAGGUGUCCCACUGGGGAGGCAAUUUGGCGACCGAAGAAAGAUAUUGGCUCCGCCAUGACGGUGCUACACUUUCAAACCAAUUCUCCCGGCUGGCGUGGAGCACGCAAAACUUCUACAUCAGCGCAGGGCAGGGGUCUACCUCGGCCCUGAGGGAACUGAAGGUCCCUCUGAAACCCGGCACUGUCGAUCCGUAUUUCACAGACGACAUUGGAAAUGUCUCGACAUCGCGUUUCAGGCCCAACAACGUCCGCGAAGCCAGCUUGGAACUCAAGCCUCGCUAUCCCCUUUUUGGGGGGUGGAAGUAUAGUUUCCGCAUUGGCUGGAACAAUGCCCUCUCUUCCGUCCUCCGCAAGCUCAAGACCCAAUCCGACACUUACAUCUUGUCCGUGCCACUCUUGGAAGGUCCCAAAAUGCCCGAGGGAAUCCAAUACGAGCAGUUCGUCUUCCGGGUCAUCCUGCCCGAAGGCGCCAAGAACGUCAAAUGGCAGACUCACGGCGGAACGGGAGUGCCGCCUCUGCAUGCCGAGUAUGACCUCCACAAGACGUUCAUGGACACUUUGGGGAGGACUGAGUUGAAGCUGACGGCUUACAAUAUCGUCGAUGAAGCAAGAGAUAUUACGGUGUUGGUGACGUACGAGUAUCCGUUCCUGGCGGCCUUCCGGAAACCCAUGACCAUCUUUAUGAGUGCAGCUGUGGUGUUUGCGCUCGCUUGGCUGGUGGGCAGUGUGGACACCAGUAUUGGGAAGAAGAAGAGAUGA
Molecule: messenger RNA, 1539 nt
Organism: Fonsecaea multimorphosa CBS 102226
Lineage: Eukaryota; Fungi; Ascomycota; Eurotiomycetes; Chaetothyriales; Herpotrichiellaceae
Exons: 2
Coding region: 1-1539 (512 amino acids)
Cellular component (GO): membrane; oligosaccharyltransferase complex
Source: RefSeq, a predicted model, not a curated record